GACGUUAUAUUUUUACAAGAAGACGGAAUGACGCAACCUUUAACUCUUAUUAGCGGGAACGUAGAAUGUGACAAGAGGUUUACAAGAGAGUUAGAAUCCUCAAAAAUGGUCAAUCCCGCGAGCUUGUUUAUUCGCCAAACGGUGAGGAAGUUUACAACGAGCUCCGUUCGCAGGAGCGGUCAUCACGACCCCUACGAUGGUGUUCCUGGACAUAACUUUCCAUUCAGUACACAAAAUAGGCACAAACUUUUGCUCUAUUUUAUGUUGUUCUUUGGCAGUGGAUUUUCCAUACCGUUCUUAAUUGUCCGUCAUCAGUUGAAGAAAUAAAUUUGUAUAUUAGAGGAUACACAUCUUCAGGAGUUUCAAGGGUUAAACCUGUACUUCAGCUGUACUAAGUAUAGUUUCAAGUGUUAAAUAUGUGUCAUUUGAAAUUACACAAUACUUUAUUCCAAAUAAAAUGUAGAAGAAACGUGUGUUUCUAAUAAAAUUGAUUAUAUAUAAAUUAGAAAUUGUUGAUAAAUUA
Messenger RNA from Pseudomyrmex gracilis, 523 nucleotides. RefSeq names its product cytochrome c oxidase subunit 7C, mitochondrial (gene COX7C). The transcript has 4 exons. The coding region runs from base 28 to 327 and encodes 99 amino acids. NCBI's taxonomy places the organism in Eukaryota, Metazoa, Arthropoda, Insecta, Hymenoptera, Formicidae. Gene Ontology annotation, biological process: mitochondrial electron transport, cytochrome c to oxygen. The record is from RefSeq and is a predicted model, not a curated record.